GUUGCUUGUUCUGUGGAUCUUCCUCGUUUGCUUGUCUGGGGCUGCUGUGACCUUAGUUGUUACACCCUGGGCCUGGAGUGGAGGUAAUUCUUACAUAAGCCAGAUCAGUUCCUUCCUUUCAUCCACCUCAUCAGACUCAAGACAACCUGCACCUUGACCCUACCAACUUCUCACUCAUCAUGGUCAACAAGAACAUCAGCAACAACUCAUCCAAGCCCAGCCCAACAACAUGGCGACAAUUUAACUUCUUCAACUCAUACCCACUCCAUUCAUCAUCCGACCUAGCAAACCCACCCGACCUGCUCACUCAACCCCAGUCAAUAGCCACCAUCCAGCCUGGCUUUGGCUCGACCAUCCUUGCCCAUCUCGAUGGAAGGAUCUCCUUACUCGACCCUUCACUCGAUCUACUCCGAUCCUGGUCAGCCUUCCCCGGUGGUAGAACCCUGCUCGUGAAACCCACCUCGAUCAAGGGUGUACUCAUCUCAAUAGGCGAAGAAGCCGGUAAUAGCAUCCCGAUCCUCAAGAUCUGGAACUUACGUCAUGAGGAUAAGCAAUCCUCUGCACCUCAACUACUCGGUUUCUCGAAAAUUCAAAACGGGAACCGUCCUCAUCCAGUCACCACUUUGGCGCUCUCUCUCAACCUGUCUUACCUUGCCGUUGGGUUGGCCGAUGGUACAGUCCUCCUCUAUCGACAUCUCGAUCAAGCACUCGUCUCUGCUGCUUCCGUCACGCACAUCAGUCGCCCCCCUCCCCUACUACCCAAACCAAAGAUAAUUUAUACUUCCCCAGAACCGAUCACCGGUUUGGCCUUCCGAUCACCCAAGCCAAGCUCGAAUCAAUCAUAUUUCUCGAACGCAGACUCAUCAGACCUCGAUCCGAAACCUUCGAGCACGCACCGGCAUACAUGUCUUUUCAUCGUCACUACCGCCAAGGUGCUUUGCUUUUUCACCUCUGGCCGUGGAGCUGGUUCGGGUGCAGAGCCGAUCGUGAUGGAUGAUCUGGGCGGCUCGAUUGGCUGUAGCGAGAUGAUGGAGAACGGGGACCUCAUCUUGGCGGAUGAGUCUGCCCUGUACGUCUAUGGCCCUGAGGGGCGAGGGGCCUGUUUGGCAUACGAAGGCCCCAAGGCGAGGCUCAACAGUUGGGGGAACUACCUCGUGAUUACCUCCCCUCCAAGCUCUACUGGCCUCAAAAACGAACUCGAACAGACUCGAGUCAUCGUCUUUGAUCUUCAAAAUCGCUUUAUCGCUUUCAACUCUCUCUUCCGAGGUACCGUCUUACAUGUAUGGGCCGAGUGGGGUGAACUUUAUGUCCUAACCUCAUCAGCUGAGGUCACCAGACUAGUGGAGAGACCCCUAACAGAAAAACUGUCAAUACUCUACGAUAAGGAUAUGUAUGUCCUGGCAACUAAUGUAGCCAAGUCAAGCGAAGCGGAUCCUAGCGAAUUAUCGGAAAUUUAUCGAAGGUUUGGAGAUUAUCUGUAUCAAAAAUCUGAUUUCGAAGGAGCUGUUCAACAGUAUAUCAAUACUAUUGGGACUGUCCAGCCUAGCAUUGUGGUCCGAAAAUUCUUGGAUGCUCAAAGGAUAUCAAACUUGACGUCUUACUUGCAAGAAUUGCACGCAAGAGGGAUAGCUAACGCGGAUCACACGACUCUACUGCUCAAUUGCUAUACCAAGCUGAAAGAUCACGCGAAGCUUAAUGAUUUCAUCAAAGCAAACGAACGUGCCUCUAGGGACAGUGGCGACCCGCUACCGUUUGAUCUGGAAACGGCCAUUCGAGUUUGUCGCCAGGCAGGCUACUUCGAACCUGCACUCUAUCUGGCUAAACAGUAUCGUCAGGAUGAGGAAUAUUUGAGGAUCCAAGUCGAGGAUCGUGGGGAAUGGCUUGAUGCUGUGAAUUUCAUGAGAUCUUUGGGGCAUGUUGGUGCCGAAGAAAAUCUACUCAGAUACGGAAAGGCGCUUUUAGCUAAUCUACCCGAAGAGACUACCGAUCUGAUGAUUGAUGUGUGUUCGGGGGUGAAGCUCGAGUCCGAUGAAGAACCCUUGCCAGGAUCCCCAGCGCCUUCGACUAAUAGAGGCCGUCCCUCGUCAUCGCGAGCGUAUCUACCCUCUCGUCCAGGCUCGAUGGCCACGCCAACCGUGAUGAGUCCGACAUCAGUCCAAGCCGAGAAACCGGAACCCAAGAGCUUGCCUUCGAUCCGAGAGUUUUUCGCGUUCUUUAUCGACCAACCGCAAUGCUUUAUACGGUUUCUAGAAACGAUCGCCUGGAGGAGAUGGAAUGAACAGAUGUGGGAAAAGGAUGAAGUGCCGGAUGAUGAGCGGCCUGAUAGCUUCGUCCAAGUCCCUUCGGUGAAGAAGAUGCGGGCCGCAGAUAAGAAAGAGCCUGUGGCAACCGAGCCGAUCGUCGGGCCGUCUGACGAAGAAGAUCGAGAAGCAGUAUGGGGCACUCUAUUAGAGCUAUAUCUUCAAACCUCUGCAGAAGCGGGAGACGGGCGAAGCGAGAUGAGGAGUCGGGCGUUGAGUCUGUUGAGGAAGGGUGCGGAAGGGAGCAAGCUACGAUAUGAGCCCACCCAGGCUUUGAUCGUCUGUCUGACACACGACUUCGUGCCCGGGAUCGUGCUCCUCUACGACCGGCUCGGGAUGGUCGAGGAUGUCUUGAGGUUCUGGAUCGAGCGGGCCCAGAGCGAUGAUCUUGUUGAGGCGCAAGAGGCGAAGACUAGGAUCUUUGAGAACUUGGAUAAGUAUGGCGAAAUGCAUCCCGAGCUUUAUCCUAUCGUCUUGCGCUACUUCGCUUCCGCUGGUCAUCUGCAAUCUGAGACCUCUCAUCAGUCAGUCGAUGAUCUUGAUCAUCAUCAUUUGGAUGGGCUUCAAAAAGCUUUGGAUGAAAUCGAUAGGCGAAAGAUCUUGUCUCCCAUCGAAGUUAUCGAAAUUCUCUCCAAACCCGGCUCCGCAGCUACCAUCGGAACUGUCAAAAAAUAUCUGUUAAAUCAAGUCUUGAAUCAAAAGCAUCAGAUGAAUUCUGAUUUGGAUUUGAUAAAUUCAUAUCGGAAAGAGAUUCACAAGAAACGGAACGAAAUCACCGACCUGGUCGACAAACCGAAGAUCUUCAACUUGAAUAAUAAGUGUGCUAGUUGUUUUACGGCGUUGGACUUACCGGUCGUUCAUUUUAUGUGUCAACAUUCUUAUCAUCAACGAUGUUUAGGAGACCAAGAAUCGUGUCUGAAAUGUCUAACGAAGAGCGAAGAAGGAAAGCCAACGACGACAAGGAUUGGAGGAGGUGGGGAGCAUGACGAAGCGAUGAAAGAGAUGAUGGGGUUAAUCAGACGCAACAAGACCUUUGUCGACCCCGCGCCCCAUGCAGUCUCUCAGCCUCAGCAACAACAACAACAGAAAGGCGGGCUUUCGGAUCUGGCCAAUCGGGCCGAUGAACAUCGGUUCUUCGUCGAUGAGGUUCGCGAGGCUGAUGAUCCUUUCGGGUAUAUCGCCAGCUCAUUCUCGAAAGGGAUGUUGUAAACUUGAGCAUCUAUUUUUUCUUCUACACCAAAAAAAAAUUAUGAUUAAGAUGUCAUUUUCCUUCCUUGACUUUUUUUUUCUCUUUUUCUGAUUUAAAUUAAAGCUUUUUUUUUGUAUCAUGUAGAACUUGAUUUAUUUAUCGAUGUUGGUCUCCUUUAUAAAUGACACACA
Molecule: messenger RNA, 3680 nt
Organism: Puccinia graminis f. sp. tritici CRL 75-36-700-3
Lineage: Eukaryota; Fungi; Basidiomycota; Pucciniomycetes; Pucciniales; Pucciniaceae
Exons: 11
Coding region: 180-3509 (1109 amino acids)
Biological process (GO): vacuole organization; vesicle-mediated transport; endosome organization
Cellular component (GO): HOPS complex; endosome
Molecular function (GO): protein binding; protein-macromolecule adaptor activity
Source: RefSeq, a predicted model, not a curated record